Messenger RNA from Schistocerca americana (American grasshopper), 2603 nucleotides. Its product is annotated as WD repeat-containing protein 89. The transcript is spliced from 12 exons. Gene Ontology annotation, molecular function: protein binding. The record is from RefSeq and is a predicted model, not a curated record. The coding region runs from base 1071 to 1988 and encodes 305 amino acids. NCBI's taxonomy places the organism in Eukaryota, Metazoa, Arthropoda, Insecta, Orthoptera, Acrididae.
UUGACCUGAUGUGCUGCGACAUAAUGGACAGUGUGAAAACACCUUGACGUGACAGUGCCAUGACGGAUAGUUUGAGCGGAAUAUGAAUUGUCCUUUACAAAAAAGAAAUCCCAGUCGCUCAGUAUACUAAAUCCGCUGGUUGUAUCUGUGGUGCAAUAAUUGGAUAAAGGUGGUUGGAUAGGUUCAAAGAGGUUAAGAGUCCUGCCCACGUUCAAUAUUUGUUGAAAAAAAUAGUUUGUCAACGCCCUCACACCAUCAACAAUAUUGACAAAUAUCAUCAGUUGACAAAGCAGUUUUACAAGGCUAAUGAUUAGAACACCCAAAAGAAAGCAUAUGCUGCAAAUACGGUAGCUAUAGCUUGCAAGCAACAGAAAAUAGCGAAAAAGAGGUAAUGAGUUUGAGAAUGGUUAAAAAAAAAAGAGGAUAUACUGGCCACAUGUUAACUUACUGAGAAUGAUAAUCAUGCCCCUGAAAGUUUUUCGAGGAGUCCUGUGCCGUACCGCACUAAUAAGUUACUAAUGUUCAAAAGGGAUACAACAGAGAUGGCCGGUACGUUAAUGAGAGAAGCAGUCGCAGUCAACGAGAGAUUAGGAGUAACUUUGAGAUUUCUGGCGACAUGUAGGUCAUUCUAAAGCUCGAAGUCGAAUUGAAAUCCAACGGUGCGCACGAACGACGUUUGGCUGAUACGUGAAGCUCUGUCAACACUUGAUCUAGCACGUUCAUUUUCUGUUGACAAUACUGUGAAUAUCUUGAAGGACAUCAGUACUGCUCGACAUUGUUUCUAAUUUUGACAAUACAUCCAUACGCCCCCAGACAGCCAAUAUAUUGACGGGUUGACAAUAUUACUGAAAGUGUGAGGGCCCCUUGAAACUAGAUUCUUAAACUCGUUGGUCUGGAUUUUCCAGUGAGCUCAAUUAAAAUUUAGUAUUGAGAUCACUGGAAUUGUCGUAGAACGAAUAACUUUGACGAACUUUAGUUUGUGUUGUAUUUAUGUUUACAAAGUUCACGUGGUGAAAACAUAACUUGUUUUACUUUCAUCUGGAAGCAGAAAAGGUGCAUAUUAUGAAAGAAUGACUGGAAUGAAAGUGGAGGGAAGGGAAGGAACUGAGGACCCCAUGAACACUGAUGAUAAUGUAGUGACGAAUUCCUAUAAGCUACUUGAUGAAGUUGCUGUUUCCUUGGAACAGAAGUGUAUUCUCCAUAUUUGUGGCCAAAGGUCUGGAAAAUCGGUGGCACUCGGUCUCUCAGACUACUCACUAGCAUUGUAUGAUGUCUGUAAUCUGCACAGUGUUUGUAGUUUCCCUGCUCAUACAAGCACAAUUACAGAUGUAAAAUUUUCAUCAAAGAAUGAGCACUUGCUUUACUCAUCAUCACUAGAUGGCACUGUAAAAGUUCAUGAUCUUCGAAGCAAGACCUGUGUUGCUGAAUUGAAAGAUGAUUCAGAAGGUCCAUCAAUGUUAAAACCAAUAUCAAGCUUUGAUUUCUCAUCUGAUGAGAACUUUGGAAGUGCAGGAACAGAGUUGUUUGAUGGAGAUGCGUUUGUGCUGUUCUGGGAUAUUCGUACAUCUAAAUUACUUGGUGGUUACUGGGAGUCACAUACAGAUGAUAUAACUCAGGUCCGAUUUCAUCCAGAAGAAAAAAACAAAUUAGCAACAGGCUCUGUUGAUGGUAUUAUAAAUGUGUUUGAUAUCAGUAAACAGUGUGAAGAUGACGCCCUUGCAUACUGUCUCAACACAGAGUCAUCUAUCGACAAACUGCACUGGUUUAGAGGCAUGGGUAGUACCUUUAAUAUAUCAUGUAUAACUCAUACAGAAGAACUGCAGCUGUGGGAAAUUGAUGGUGCUUCUCCUUUCGCACACUUUACGAGAGAAGAUAUUGCAGGUAUUUUGAAGGAUGACACUGUUGACAACACAUAUUUGAUCAACUCACACAACCAAGAAGAUGGUGGUCUCUUAAUAAUUGCAGGAUACUCUUCACUAAAAAGGUAGGAUCUAUAAUGAUGCUUUGAUAAAUAACUUAUUCCCAUUACAAUAAGGAGAUUCAUGAAUGGUACAGUAUGUAAAAAUAAUAUAUAUGUUGACAACACAUAUUUGAUCAACUCACACAACCAAGAAGAUGGUGGUCUCUUAAUAAUUGCAGGAUACUCUUCACUAAAAAGACAGGAUCUAUCAGCAUUUUCACUAAAGAAGCCUGAUAUGACUGCAGUGUAUAGUGUUUCAAGCAUGAAUGGAAACAAGCAAGAGGUUCGUGGUAGUUGGUAUAAUGCAAAGGAUCAAGUUUUAUUAACGGGCGGAGAAGGUGGUUUCCUUAGUUUGUGGACACGUGACGAUGAAUCUAAUACUGGCCAUCAAACAAAGCAUUUUAAAAUGAAACACAAGAGCAAGUCAAAGCCAUAUCAACGUGAGUAGAAUGCCUGAACGAAAAGCAGUUUAAUAUAUUUUUUAAAAAAAUACUGUUUUUAUUUGUUUAAUCCUAGCUGUCAAAUCCUGACAAAAACAGCUCUGCUUGACAGUUUCUAAUUUUAUGCAAGAUGUAAAGAUUAUGUAAUUGAAUUAUAAAUAUGUAUUUAUUGACUAAAAUACAACGUCUGUGUCAUCAGUAAA